AUUCAAAACCAAAAAUGGCGGAGGACGAAGGAAGGGAAAGGCAAGCGAAGAAAAGGGGAGGGAGAGUGGCCAUUCUAACGCCAUCAGAGAAGAAAAGAAGGAAGAGAGAGUAUGACAAGAAACUGGCGAGAAGUAGGAUUUACAUCGGAGGUGCAAUUGAGAGAUGGAGAAGUCUUCGAGAACAGACGAAAGCACAGUCGGACGAAGAAAUGGCGAAAAUUUUGCUGGAACGGUAAAGAAAUGUAUCUUUGAAAGAUUCUUUCCAAAAUGAGAUUUGAAAAUGUAGGAGCAUUUGAGGAAAUGCAGACAGUGCACACCUCCAUGGCCAUGGAAAGUUCAACUUCAGUAGCUUCAUCCAUCAAAGUUGGAUCAAAAACCAAAAAAUGUGACAGAACACCAGCCGUGUCAGAGAUCUCGGCUGGAUCUGAACACUUAUCCACUGACACCUCAGUGCAAGACUCAGAUGGGGAUACAACAAAUUCAGAGAAUGAGGAGGAGGACUCGGACUAUCCACGAGGUUUUGAUGCUGCAGCAAUACUACCAGAUUAUGUGAACAGUAUGGCAGAAAAUGUCGCAUAUGAAGAGGCUGAGUUUGGUUUUGGGUUGCCUGGCAAUGAUGGUCAGCUAGAAGGUCCGGACAUUGAGAUGGAAGUUCUUCCUGGCGUCCACAGAGUGUCCACAGAGGAAGAAUGCAGUGAAUUGACAUCAGCUAUGAAAUGUAUUGCAUUUGUCAGUCAGAUAAAGGAGUUGACAAAUAUCUGUGUGCCACAAUGCAAGGAACAUUCCUGCAGAAAAUCUACAUGGAUAGAAGAGUCUUUUUUUGGAUCAGCGCUGUACUUGAAAUGGAUCUGUGAAGAGGGCCAUGUAAGUCACCACUGGUGUUCACAGCCUCAGUUAAACCGACGGCUACAUAGUGGAGACUUCCUAAUUUGUGGUUCCAUCCUGACCUCUGGAAAUAAGUACAGGAAAAUGGCAUUGUGGGCAGAAAUGUUAAAACUGAAAUUUCCAUCUGCAGACCAGUUUCACAGGAUUUGCAGGACAUAUAUUAUUCCAACCAUUGACAAUUUCAGGAGUGAUCACCAGAAAGAGCUCUUGAAUAACUGCAAGGACAGAGAUGUUGUAGUUUUAGGAGACGGAAGAAAUGAUUUUCCAGUCCACUGAGCACAAUAUUGGUGCUUCACCUUUAUUGACAUUGAGAUCAAAGAUCAUUGAAAGCCUAGGUAAAGGAUGACUGAUAGGAAAGAAGUCUGUCAACAUGGAAAAUGCAGGAUUUCAAAUUACAAUCAGUGGCCUGAAAGAGGAUUUAAGGUGAUAGAAGUGGUGGCAGAUACACAUGAGAAUGAGAGAAACAGUUCCCAAAUAUUCAUCGUUCCCAUGGUAUUUGACAUGUUUGAAAUGUGAAGAAUUUGGGGAAUAGAUUUUGAAGGUGCUCUAAAAAGGAAUAGGAUAUUGCUAGACUGGUGCAAGGACGUCAACCACUUUUGGUUCACGUGUUGUCCUUCUGAGACAUGAGUUUAGGAUAAGUGGUACCAUAUUGCAUUUAACAAAAAAGUGGGAGCAUGUUAUGCCAGCAAGAAGGUAUGCAGCUACAUGUACAUAUUUCUCUUAGUCAACGCAUUGCAAAUUUGGAUUCACGAUAGGAGUUGGAAUGAAGAAGACUGUUGGCAUCAGAUGAUCCUCAUUUGAUGAGAAGCGUUUGGAACCACAAGCAAAUCGAGCUCGUUCGACAGCAGAAGUCGAGAUUCAGAAACUGUGAACAAAAUGAAUGUGUGAACUUAGUGCUUUGUAUGCUGUUUAUCAGGUAAUUUUGGCAUCAGGAAUAUAUAGUGGAUUUUACUGGACGAAGUUGUUUGAAAUCAGUCUCAUUUGACAAAUGAAUCGUAUGAGAUCAAAAAUGUUGUGGGGCAUUCAUUUUUGGGGAAUUUUUCUCAUCCAUCAAAAUCACCAACAUAAUCAAAAUCACUGUGCCAAAAUUACCUGAUGUACGAUAUAUUGUAGAGAUAUUUACUUAAAAUUGAAUUCAAUAAAAUCUACUUCUGUCUUAACCUUGUAACAAAAUAUUGUUGCAAAUUCAAUAUUAUUGUACAUCUAAAUUAGUUUCAUUAAAAACUUUAAAAAAUAAAAAUAAAUGAACAAUA
Ostrea edulis (European flat oyster) is the source of this 2138-nucleotide messenger RNA. RefSeq lists its product as uncharacterized. The transcript is spliced from 9 exons. Lineage: Eukaryota; Metazoa; Mollusca; Bivalvia; Ostreida; Ostreidae. Bases 268 to 1161 code for a protein of 297 amino acids. The record is from RefSeq and is a predicted model, not a curated record.